UUUCCGGUCGGAGGCAGCUGAUUAGCCGGAAUUGGUCACUCCUUCAGCUGCUAAACUAGCUGUCAUCUUCCACCUGGACUCGGUUCACCUGUCGCUGAGCAGCUGUCCGCUGAGGACAGCAGGAGCAGACUGACUCCCCCCAGCUCCGAGGUCGUCGCGAGCUUUAACACUUGAAACUUUCACCUCGCCCAGCAGCGGAUGCUAGCUGCUAGCCUAGCCGUUAGCCUGACUGACGGGACAUGGAGAGCUUCUAGCUGAGUCCCGGACAGCUCUCCUCUCCCGUCCCCGCGCUCAGCGCCCCGCACGGCCCCCCGGAGUGAUGCCAUUCAGGCCCCUGGGCUCUUGAACGUGGACCAUGGCGGCCUCCCAGUGGGAGCUUCCUCCGGAGCUGUGCUGCCGGCCCAUGGCCUUCGUGGCCCUGACCGGUCUGGACGUGGUGUACAACGCCGUGCACCGCGCCAUCUGGGACGCCUUCUGCGCCAACCGCCGCGCCGACCGGGUGCCCAUCUCCUUCAAGGUGCUGCCGGGGGACCACGAGUACCCCAAGUGUCGCACAAAGCGGACUUCGUACGAGUGGUACAUCCCCAAAGGCAUCCUGAAAACAGGCUGGAUGAACAAACACCUGAACCUGGUCCCUGCUCUGGUGGUCCUGUUCUACGAGCUGGACUGGGACGACCCGCAGUGGAAGGAGAAGCAGUCCGAGUGUGCAACUAAGGUGGAGAUCGUACGGACCAGUCUGCAGGGCAGGAACACCAAAGUGGCCGUGGUUUUAAUCCAGAAGAAAACUCCUCUGCCUCCCGGAGAAGACCUGGUGGCGUCGGAGCGAGCGGCGGCGCUCUGCACGGCCUGCGACCUGUCAGGGAAGAGCCUGUUCGUCCUGCCUCACACCGACCACCUGGUGGGCUACAUCAUCCGGCUGGAGAACGCUUUCUACGAGCACGCUCAGACCUACUAUUACACCGAGAUCCGCCGAGUCAAGUCGCACAAGGAGUUUCUGAACAAGACCACGCAUCAGCUGCUGUUUGUCAGACAUCAGUUUAAGAUCGGCUUCUUCAGCGAGCUCAAGCAGGACACGCAGAACGCCCUCAAGUACUACAGGACUGCAUACAGCCUGGUACACGAGCUGAGAGCGCAUGAGACCAACAUGCUGGAGAUCAAAACUCUGGCCGGAUUUAUCAACUAUAAGAUCUGUCGCCUGUGUUUCCAGCACAACACUCCGCUGGACGCCAUCGCUCAGUUCAGGAAGCACAUCGACCAGUGUAAGAAGAAGAUCGGCAGCGCCGAGCUGGCGUUCGAGCACGCCGCCUGGAUGUCCAAACAGUUCCAGUCGUUCGGCGAGCUCUUCGACGAGGCCAUCAAGCUGGGCCUGACGGCCAUCCAGACGCAGAACCCCGGGUUCUACUACCAGCAGGCGGCGUGCUACAGCCAGGACAGGAAGCAGCAGGCGCUCACGCUCUGCCAGGCUGGAGCCAGCUACCCCUCCCCCGACCCCCUGGACACGCAGAGCGGAGGACUGGACUUCUACGGACAGAGACACUGGAGACAAGGACACCAGAGCAUCGACCCUCCAGACGCAGAGAAGGAGAAGACGGGGAUCCUGGCCCUGCAGAUGAAGGAGAGAGACGUUCCUCACUCGGAGCUGAUCAUCGCCCUUCUCAGUAACGCCGUGGCCCAGUUCAAGAAGUACAAGUGUCCCCGAAUGAAGAGUCACCUCAUGGUGCAGAUGGGAGAGGAGUACUACCAUGCUAAAGAUUACACCAAAGCUCUGAAGCUGCUGGACUACGUGAUGUGUGACUACCGUACGGAGCGCUGGUGGGCUCUGCUGACCGCCAUCCUGACCACGGCCCUGCGCUGCGCCUUCCUCAUGGCCAGUGUGAAGGACUACACGGUGUACUGCAUGGAGCUGCUGGGCCGAGCCUCCACCCUGAAGGACGAGCACAAGGCCCGGAUCGAGAAGAACCUGCUGCGAGUGCUCCAGAACCAGGUCCCGGACCCCGAGCCAGACUGCGACCCGGCUUCCGUCGGCGCCGCCCGCACGCUGUGGAACGACCGCAUGGCGCUGAGUGGCUCCAACGAGCUGACCGUGGAGGUCCAGGACUACAUCCCAUUCAUCCAGUGUAAAGGGAGGUUCCAGUCGCCCAGUUUCCACGUGGACCAGCCCAUCCUGCUGCAGGUGUUCCUCCGGGCCGACUGUCCUCAGCCUGUAGCCUUCAGCAAGCUGGCUGUGAGCCUGAGCAACCAGGAAUAUAACCAGUGGUGUGUGGCGGAGGCGUCGGGCUCCGACAGCAUGACUCUGCUUCCUGGGAAAACCCGCAGCUUCAGCUUCAGCUUCGUGGCCAAAACCGAAGACGUGGGGAAGAAGAUCGAGGUGACGGGCGUGGAGCUGAUGCUGGGCGCCGCUGCCGGCCGCUGCGUGUUCCUGAGCUGGAGAGGAGCCGGGGGAGACGCCGCCUCGGCGCACGAGGCGCUGCAGGCCAGCCGGUCGUCACGGCGAUGGGGGCGGGGCCUGGAGGCCCGGCAGGAGCCCAGCUGGGACAGUCUGAGCCUGCAGCCCAGCACCAUGAUCAUCUCCAGAGUCCCCCGGAUCUCCGUCCAGCUGAGCCACCAGCCGCCGGCCCUCACCAACGAGCUGUACCGCAUCGGCAUCAGCGUGCGGUCCGAGGAGGACGCCACGGCCAGGGACGUCACGCUGACGGCGGGACUCAAACCAGGUCAGGACGCCGGUCUGAGCCAGACCACCCAGGUGACCCUGGACGGCUCGGUGGUGUGUGACGACAGCUGUCCCUCCCUGAUCCCCGACAUCCCCCUGGGUACCCUGGAGCCGGGUCAGAGGCUGGACCGGUGUGUGUACGUGACGUGCGUGUCGACCGGGCCCAGGGUCUUCCUGUUCCACGUGGCGUACAGCGUGGACACCAGCGUGGACGGACGCCGCAUCGUCUGCAGAUGCCACAAGGAUGAGACGGUUACCAUAGAGACGGUGGUCCCAUUCGAGGUGUCCGUCAAGUUUGUCUCCACCAAGUUCGAGCCUCUGGACCGGGUGGCUGUGGACGUCCCCUUCCUCCUGAUGACAGACGUCCAGUCGUCGUCGCCGUGGCCGCUGCUGCUGUCCUCCUCGUCCCUGACGCUGCUCGCCAUGAGCAGCACCUCGGCCCAGCUGCAGUCCCAGGUCCAGGACGUGGUUCUGGAGACCGGGGAGUGUGCCAGCGAGUGCUUCAGCCUCCGAUGCCCCGCCCACAACAGCAGCAGUAACGCCGUGGCCACCGGACAGUACCUGAUCUCCUGGAGGAGGCAGUCCUCCAGUGCAGACAGCCCGCUCAUCCAGACCACCGUCACUCUACCUCACGUCAUCCUGGAGCCCGUUCCCGUCUACAUCCACGCUGACCUGCCGUCGUUCGGGCGGGUCCGGGAGUCUCUGCCGGUGCGUUACCACAUCGAGAACCGCACGGCGCUGGUGCAGGAGGUGGAAAUGGCCGUGGAGCCGUCUGAUGCCUUCAUGUUCUCUGGACUCAAACAGGUCCGUCUCCGUAUCCUCCCUGGCUCAGAGCAGCAGAUGCUCUAUAACUAUUACCCGCUGAUGGCCGGUUACCAAACACUACCGCAGCUCAACAUCAGUCUGCCGCGCUGCCAGACCUCCAACUCACAGGCACUGAGACGCUUCCUGCCACAGCGCAUCUUCGUAAAGCCUCAGGGACGACAGCUGGACGACGCCUCCAUCGCGGCGGCGUGAGGAGGAGCUGACGGAGCUUCCUGUACAUAGCAGAGGACGGCGGCUGUAGAGUCACAGAUAUUAACACUAUUGUUGCCCAUUGUUCUGUGUGAACUGCACGCGGUGAAGCUUCCGGUGGUUUGGAGCGGCUCUGCCUGCAGCGGGAUGUGAUGAAGGCUUGAUUAAACUGAAGUGAUGUAAA
This is a messenger RNA of Salarias fasciatus (jewelled blenny), 3908 nucleotides long. It is a transcript of the gene trappc11, whose product is annotated as trafficking protein particle complex subunit 11. Bases 356 to 3727 code for a protein of 1123 amino acids. NCBI's taxonomy places the organism in Eukaryota, Metazoa, Chordata, Actinopteri, Blenniiformes, Blenniidae. The transcript has 30 exons. The record is from RefSeq and is a predicted model, not a curated record.